This is a messenger RNA of Pecten maximus, 4951 nucleotides long. RefSeq lists its product as uncharacterized. The record is from RefSeq and is a predicted model, not a curated record. NCBI's taxonomy places the organism in Eukaryota, Metazoa, Mollusca, Bivalvia, Pectinida, Pectinidae. Gene Ontology annotation, molecular function: G protein-coupled receptor activity; protein binding. The transcript is spliced from 18 exons. Gene Ontology annotation, cellular component: membrane. Gene Ontology annotation, biological process: G protein-coupled receptor signaling pathway. Bases 1 to 4644 code for a protein of 1547 amino acids.
AUGGCAUACCGAAAACCAGCCUUUCUUGUAAUACGUGUAAUUGUAAUCGUCUUGAGCGUAACUUACACUCAUGAAAAUGGCACAACUCCAGUAGAUUUGCUUACAACAACUAAAGAUCCCAAGAGUUCCCUAACUUCUGGCCCAGGUGUAAAUAAGGAAGGUACUUUACCAGCUGAUACGACCACCGGAGACUUGAAAGGUUUGUUAACCACAACGCCCUCUGAUACAUCUACCAAGAGCUUCAUAGACACGACGAGCACGAGACCUUCCAGUACAGACUCCACGUCUCCCAGUCCAGCGAAAGUGUCCUAUUUUCUAAACACAAGUUCCACAACGUUUAAAGCAUUCCAAACAAUAACUUUAAGCUGCCGGGCCCCGAUCGACGUGCGUCUUUCCUGGUUCUUCCGUCAUGCUAGAUCCUAUUUCGUCAGGGAGCUCGCCUACGAUUUAAGUCUAUCCAUGGACUUUUUCGAACGUUUUAAAGAUAGAUAUACGGUGAAAGAGACGAGAAGUGACGACUAUGUGAUCAGCGUCCUGGAGGUCAGAUCUGCGUUACCCGGGGACCGGGGCUGGUACAGCUGCGUAGAUUAUGACAAAAAACUCAACAGUACAACUUUUGUCGAGUUCGAGUACGAUACCUGUAGAGACAAGGGCGUUUAUUUAGAAGAGUUUGGUUGUAUUGAGUUUAUCAAUGAGGAUGAGUGUAUGGACAAAAACGGAUCUCUGGCUGUUAUCCACACAAGUCGUAAGGAUAAGUGGAUAUUUGAUUUAGCCUUUCACGUCGACAAAGCUAUGGUAGAUGAGGUGAAGCUCGGUUUGACUCUAUCUGCCAAUACUAUGUUAUGGAAAGACUUUACGUGGAGUGAUGGGAUUAUUAUCGUUCCCGGAAACACUACAUAUGAUGGAGACAAAGAGUUGUUCCGAUGUACGGAGUCCGGAGAGUACAUAUCUAGCGAGUUUGUGUGUGAUACGCUCCGCGAUUGUUGGGACCAGUCAGACGAAGAUAACUGUGGACCAGAGUGUUCCGGGACGAGUUUCCAGUGCAACUGUGGAGGCUGUGUAUCGGCUUCCAAUGUGUGUGACUUUUACAAAGACUGUGCUGAUGGGUCGGACGAGGACAACUGUAUCUACCCUCUGUGCGGUGCCGACCACUGGCAGUGCAAUAACAGGCAGUGCAUACCGCCGUAUGAUGUUUGUGACGGAGAAAUUGAAUGUGCUGAUGGCAGUGACGAGGCUGAUACUCUUUGUAAAGAAAAUAUCUACCUCCCGACAGCAUACAGCUACAAAUGCUCCAAUCCAAACGUGAUCUUUCCGUCCGCCAGACUCUGUGAUAUGACGAUGGAUUGUAAUAGUGAUAAAGAUGAAAGCACUCAGGAAACACAAUGCCUCCCUCGAGUUUACUCAUGUGGAAGUUUGAUAUAUGCAACAGAACAAAAUACAAGCAAUGUCGCCGUUAAUAUGGGACUUGUCCAGUACGGAGCAACGAAUGUGAAUUGUACUAUAAAGACUGACAGCGUGGAUACGACUUGGCCAUUCGAACAAGAACUAGCAACAAGGCCUUUGUCAACAUAUUCUGGCAGUCCUCUUAUCUCCGAUGCUGUAUGGAUAGAUGUACGUACAGAUACAAUGACUUCAAUAAAUUACAUCAAUUUGAAAAUACAACUUAUGUUGGUAUCCAAGGCAACUUCAUGUGUACAGUACAUUCGGACUUGUGGCAAUGUUAUGGGAAGAGCCAGGAAUGAAGUCUCGGUGGAGUGGACUUCCGGUUUGAGCAAAGAUCACAUACACUCUUUGAAUGCCUCUGUCCAAGGAUGUUCGGGUUAUUGCUCAUUAUCAGAGUGCAAGUUAAAUCCAUCCGUAAGGUACACACAGAUUCCAUCAUCUCCGGACUCAGCUGAAACAUACAACUGGGUAGCAAUUACAAACAAGGCUCAUCUUCCUGUAACCACGGUUAGAUCUAGUCACAUGAUCAUCAUCGGCAUAUCCCCGCUGAUAUGUACAGAAGAUGCAGUGGAUGUUGAUCCAAUGUACGCGACAAAGCCUGAAUUUUGCAAAAAUGGUAUGAUUUAUUAUCCACAAGAUAAAUGUUUGAUGGACUUUGACCCAACGGGGGAGCCGACAGCAUGUCGAGACCUGACUCAUCUUGAAAAUUGUGGAGAGUUCGAGUGCCCUGACAACUAUAUCAAGUGUCCUGGUUCAUUCUGUCUCCACCAGAGAUUCGUGUGUGAUGGUAGAAGUCACUGUCCAAAUCAGGAGGACGAGCUAGCGUGUGAUAGGAUAAUGUGCAAUGGACACUACAAAUGUCGUAUGACAUACCAGUGCAUCCCCUUCAGUCAACUCUGCGAUGGAGUUCGGCAGUGUCGUCGAGGUGACGAUGAACUUAAUUGCAGUCCCAAGUGUCCAGAAAACUGCGAGUGUCGCGGAAUGACCUUCAAAUGUGAAAGUCAUUCAGACAUCAUCCUUAUAAAUCAGAUCCAUUCUGACGCUCGAUGGAUUGAUCUGAAAACCAAUAUGUCUGCCUUGCGUCCACAUGUUCCGGUCAAACUCCAGCUUCUCACUACGCUCCUGUUGCGAGACUGUUCUAUCAAGGAUUUACUUGUGGACGGGCAGUCACUCUUCCAGAAUAUGCCUGCUCUUCGACACCUUGAUUUAUCAUCAAACAGGAUCGAGAAACUGUAUAGAGAAACAUUUCAGGAAACAAAACUUAAAACACUUAUUAUUAGCGAUAAUCCAUUGUCCAGCAUCGAGAGAGACUUUUUCCGCGGGUUUAUUUCCCUAUCUAACCUGCAAAUAACACAAACAUCACUCAGGCUCUUGCAAACUAGUGCACCGCAGCAGUCUGUGCUGAAACAUUUGACGGAUCUGAAAUAUUUGGAUCUUUCCUUUAAUUUGAUAGAGGAGAUACCGAGGAAAGCAUUUGAUGAUAUGCGCUCAUUGAAACAACUGAACCUCAGUCACAAUCCGGUAACGUCUGUCGAUAUUUCGGCGUUUCUUGGAAUGCAUUCCCUUCGCGAUUUAAGAUUAACAUACACAAAUCUAAAACAAAUCCGCCAGGGAACUUUUGAUGACUUCACUUCAUUGAAUUAUCUGAAUAUGAGUGUAGGUCAUAUCCAAGACAUUCAAAAUGGGGUAUUUGCCAAUCUUGGAAACUUACAAACUCUAGAUAUUCAUUACAAUCCACUUGAAAUACAUGAAUUCAUUUUCAAAGGUCUGGACAGUCUAGCAUAUUUAUACACAGACUCAUAUAAAAUGUGUUGUAUCCGGCCAGAAUCUGUGGCUAGUGGUAAUUGCUUCGCGCCAAAAGAGUCCAUUUCGUCGUGUUCUAACCUUGUAGGACUCGGUGUACUUAGGGUGUUUCUCUGGAUCAUUGGUAUCACAGCAGUGGUAGGAAACAUAUUUGUCAUUAUAUACCGUACAAUUAUUGAUAGAAAGCAUAUAAAGAAAAGCUAUUCUAUGUUUGUAAUCAACUUGAGCAUAUCCGACUUCCUGAUGGGGGUUUACAUGUUGAUCAUCGCAGCUGUUGACACUCACUAUAGCGGUAGGUAUGUUUCAUACGACAAAACGUGGAGAGAAAGCUUCCUUUGUGCUACAGCCGGAAUAAUAUCUAUGAUAUCCAGCGAGAUGUCCACUUUCAUCAUCCUCUUGAUAACUGUCGACAGGUUCAUCGCCAUUGUCUUCCCUCUAUCUAGGCGCAAGUUCACUUGGAGAGGUGCUAUGAUUAUGGUGAGCGUGUUUUGGCUUUUAACACUUGGAAUCGCUGUCACUCCUCAGGUAUUCUUUCAAACAUACUUUAAAGGAGAGUUCUAUUCGAGGUCAGGGGUUUGCCUGGCACUGCCCCUCACCGGAGAGAGUUCGCCAGGAGACGAAUAUGCUGUGGCCAUUUUCAUCGGAAUGAACAGUUUUGUUUUCUUUCUAAUUUUGAUGGCACAGGUAUGCAUCUAUAGAACUAUGAAAGGCAGUGGUAGCCUGGCAGCUACCCAGAACCGUAGGACGGAAAUCGAAGUCGCCAAAUCCUUGUUCCUGGUCGUGGCAACAGACUUUUGUUGCUGGUUUCCGAUUGGAGUAAUAGGGGUGUGGUCCCAGACGGGAGGGGCAGUGUCCCCAGAUGUGUACGCCUGGGUGAUGGUACUAGUCCUCCCCUUAAACUCUGCGAUCAAUCCUUUCCUGUACACAUAUACUUAUAUUAAGAGGAAGAAGACCACAUCUAGUACUAUGCACAGCUCUACGAGUUAUAUUACUGACCGUGGUAGUAUACUUGGAUCUACGAAGAGCAGUCAACGUAAAUUUUACGAUUCGCAGCAGACGAAUGCAAUAAAGGAAAUAUAUUUCAGUAAAUUAUUUGAAAGAAAUGGAUGUAUUUCCCUUGAAACGCACAUACGGGACCAACUACUGUCGCCUACAGAGGCCUUUCAGAUCGCACGAUAUGUCAUCAAAAGUCUCUCAUUCCUACACGAACGGGGCAUCAUUCACGGCAACGUAUGUAAGGAGUGUGUCUUCAUCAAAAUACCCGGACAGAUCGUGAGACGUGCUACACUUGUGAUGGACGCCAAGUUGAUAUCAACACAACACGAGGGACCUCAUGUAGACAUGCAGCAAUAUGGAAUGUUGAUAAAGACACUUCUACGGAAACUAAACAAACGUUAGGAUCGCGAAAUCUACGAGCACUUUCUAUGGAAACUGACCAAAUGUUAGGAUCGAGCAAAUUAAACUGUCCAUGGAAAGGAUCGCGAAUUUAAGCAACGAGCAUUUUCUAUGGAAACUGAAUAAACAUCGAGAUCACAAAAUCAGCGUGACGUCUUUUACAGAGAUUAAUCUUAAGGAUAGUGUAAUGCACUAAUACAUUUUAUGUAGACUUGACAAAAGUUGAAUGACGUAAUAUGUGAAAAACAUUUCUUUGUAGACUGGAGAGAAGUCAGAACGGCGUAAUUUGUGAGAACAUUUCUAUGGAGAG